This is a messenger RNA of Acipenser ruthenus (sterlet), 927 nucleotides long. Its product is annotated as NAD(P)(+)--arginine ADP-ribosyltransferase 1-like. The record is from RefSeq and is a predicted model, not a curated record. Bases 1 to 927 code for a protein of 308 amino acids. Lineage: Eukaryota; Metazoa; Chordata; Actinopteri; Acipenseriformes; Acipenseridae. The transcript is spliced from 3 exons. Gene Ontology annotation, molecular function: NAD+-protein-arginine ADP-ribosyltransferase activity; NAD+ poly-ADP-ribosyltransferase activity.
AUGGCUGCAUCUCUCUUGAAAUUCUGCUUCCUUCUCCUAUUGGCUGCUCAGUUUGUGGCUCCUCAGUUGUUUGUGGUCCCUAAACCGAAUUAUAUCCUGAAUUCUCCAAUACUGAUGGACUUCGCAGAACAUUCCCUGGACGAUCAAUAUAAAGGCUGCAGAGACAAAAUGUUACAGAAAGUGCGAAAAGUUUACCUGCCUAGAGAAUUGAAACACAGCAAGAAGUUUAAAACUGCUUGGCAUCAGGCCAAAGCAGCAAUGAAAAAGAAACCUCUCAAUGGCCUGACACGAGAACAAGCCACGGCCAUCUACGCAUACUCCACCAAAUACAUUUACAGCGACUUCAACGCAGCGGUCAGAAACGGUGGUGGAAACAAUUACAAGGCGUUUCAGUUCAAGGCGCUGCAUUUUUACUUAACCGAUGCCCUGAAGAAGCUGCGAUCCAAAUAUAAAAACUGUUAUAAUGUGUACAGGGGUGUUUCCAAGCCUACAAGCGUGGGUAUCGGUAAAACUGUCCGCUUCGGCCAGUUCACCUCCACUUCCCGAAGCCUAAAGGUUGCAACAGGUUAUGGGAUGGCGACUGUGUUUGUCAUGCAAACCUGCCGAGGCGUGCCGAUCGACGAUUAUUCGUGGUUCAUAAAAAACGAAGAGGUGCUGGUGCCGCCAUUCGAGAGGUUCCGAGUGGUGAGCGUCAACGGGAAUCAAAUCAGACUGAAACCACUGCCAAAAACCAAAAGCAUUUACAACUGUCUGGCAGGCUAUGCCAUUACUGGCUGUGGCCAGGAGUUCCCAGGAGGCGCUGCCCAGACGGGGAGGGCUGAAGCCGUCCGGGUAAUCCCUGCCUCAUCACUGCGGCACACCAGCGACUCCUGUGGCGGCCAGGUGCCUGCCUGCAAACCGGCUGUGUUGUUGUCACCGGAUGUGUGA